AUGAGCAGCAAAAGGGAAGAGGGCGAAUCGGACGAAUCGGAAUCAAGUGAAGAAAUUUUUGAGGUGGAAAAAAUUGUUGGAAUGAAAUCAGAAGAUGGACAUAUGCUGUACAAAGUAAGAUGGCGAGGUUUUUCUGAGUCCGAAGACACAUGGGAACCAUUUGAAAAUCUCACCGAAUCAUGUCAUAAUUUGAUUAGUGAAUACAAAGCAGAGCAUGGUUCAGAAAUAAUACAAAAUAAUGAAACUUCACCUUCGUCCAGCAGAAAACGUCGAAUUAAAAGAAUAACAAAGGAGACACCACGUUGGGAAUAUAAUGUUGUUGAAUUGAUGACACCUGAGCAGUGGAAUCCUCAUGGUAAUAUGGAAAUUCGUGAAAUUGGUAAUUUAUAUAUUCCAGACCAUAUACCGUCAGAAACUGAAAAGGAUUCAAGUCGAAAAUGUGUUUCUGUGAAGAGAAGAAAAGAUGUUAGUAAAAGUGCUAAAUCAACCAGACGUAAAAAAGCUAAAACAGAUGGAAAAGGAAAAACAUUGGCAUUGAAUGAAGAUGUCAAUCCAACUGAUGUUGUAGUAUUGGUCGAGUCACCUGAUAGAUCUGUCAAGGUGGAUGGAGGCCAAAAAAAACGAGGGAGACCGAAAAAAACUCUAGCUUCGGCACUAAUUCAUUCUGAUAAACAAAUUGAAGUUGAUAAUCAAGAAUUAUUACAAAUGGAGAUUCAGGUCGACGAAAUGUCAGAAAAUUCUGUUCCUACGGGUUCUUGCGAAAAAUCAAAAAAAAUAUAUAAAAGCAUGCACAAGCAAAAAAUUAAAAAAUGUGGUCUAAAUGAUGAAAGCAUUCAAUCUGGAAAAGAAAUUCAAUAUAAAAUGGCUGAAAGCUUGCAACAAUCUGAAUUGGAAAAGUCUUUGGAAUGUGAUCAAACUAAUACAACGAUAAUACCUUCUCACUACGAGGGAGAAGGUUUGUUGGCUUCGAUCAAUUCAGUUCAAAAUUCGAAAUUUUGUGAUACCAGUGAGAACAGAAGAAAACGAUCACGAAAGAAUAGAGCUGAUUCUGAUAGUUCAAAGUCAAAAACUGCAAAAAAAUCUCUAAAAAUUCAUUUAAAUUAUGCAUGUACUGAAAGUAAAGAAGAUUUGCCCAAACAUACUACUUUUCAAAAUCAAGAAGCUGGUUUGAAAACUGUUUGCGCAGAUUCUGAUGAAGAAGAUGGUAUUCUGGCCACAGAUAUAUUAUUAUCUGAAACUGAAAAUUUACCUUUAUCUUUUUCUACGGGUAGUUUAGACUGUAUAAAAAUUAGUGAAUGCCGAAGACAACAAAUGUUAAGAGAUAAACCACUUGAAACAUUUGAGUCAUUUCGUUCUGCUGCUUUAUCGGGACAUCUAUGGGCAAUACGUUGGACUGGUCGGUGCGUUGGAGAUAGAAGAAAAUUUGAUUUUAAUCGAGAAUAUGGUGGUAAAACAGUAGUAACAGAGUUAUGUGAAAUAUCCUGUAACAGUUCGCAUUCUGUAGAUGAUAUGGUUCGCCAGUUGGUUCAAGAUGGUUCCAAUUUACGUGCAGUUGAUAGGAUAGGUGGACGUACACCACUUCAUUUUGCAGUUUCCGCUAAUCUUUGGUGUCGAAUCAGAACACUGCUCUUACUGAGGUCACCUGUAAAUAUCCGUGAUAAAAGUGGCAAAACACCUUUGGAUCUUCUGUUAAAGAGUCGAGGACCUCAUUAUCAAGUUUUAAAAGCAAUAUUUUUAUUACUUGAAUUUGGAGCUGAUGCAUCUAAUAUCGCAAAUCGUUAUAGAAAUAUGAUAGAGAAAAACAGUUAUAUCAGUAAAAUAAUUGAACAUGACAAUAAAGUUAAUGAAUCCUUCAAUGAAGCACGAGUAAAAGUGCUUAUCGAUAUUACGGUGAGGCGAACAUUGACUCCAGUGAUUGUACGACCAAUCUGGGAAUCUGAAUGGACAGAUUUCGCCACUGAAAUCUGUUUUAAUUAUGAUCCACCAAUAUUAACAAGCGAACGCUUUCUCUAUGUCAUCCUUCUUGGUAUAUUCGACUAUAGAAGCUCCUAUAAUUGGCGUGUACGUAUGUGGGGAAAAAGUCCUUUCGAACGAGUCACAAUGAAUGAUCUUCCUGUUCAAUCUCUCCAGGGAAAUCCAAAUGGCUUUGUUUACGCUACUACUGUGAGAAAUGGAUGGAACAAAUUAAAAAUUAAAUAUCAUUCAUUUGCAAUGAAGAAAAAAUACUUAUUGAUGGCUCAAAUUCUUUUCGUGCAGUUGCAGAAACCGAUUCCAACUUAA
This is a messenger RNA of Dracunculus medinensis (Guinea worm), 2280 nucleotides long. NCBI's taxonomy places the organism in Eukaryota, Metazoa, Nematoda, Chromadorea, Rhabditida, Dracunculidae. The record is from the annotation of a GenBank genome assembly.